AUGGCGUGUGCUUAGUCGGACUUUAAUCGGGCUCGGAGAAAUACUUUAUUUUUCUCCGAACACGGCGCAAUAAUCUAUCGAUUCCACACCCGACAACUUAACAAUUAUUGAGAAAAUCCGAAAAACAGGAUAAUUCCAAUAUAUCGAUAAUACUCGGUGUAUUUAUUUUAUUAGAAAUAGUCAUGCGUCAUUAGACAAUGAGUUUGAUCGUCUGACCUCAGUUAUCAGAUCCGCAGCGAUUUUCAGAGGAAAAACAAUCGCCUGUUGAUGACUUUAACUGAUCGAACAGACGAUUUAACCAAUAAAGAGUGGGAUAUCGAUCCAAUCGGGGAUUUAUCGUUGGGGGUAAAAUGUCUAAUGCCAAAACGUCCACUCCGGUGGCCGGAAAAAAACGCGAGAGAACCCAGAAUUGGGUGCCCGAGGAGAAACGCGAGCUCUUUACACUGAUAAAAGCUCACAUUAAUGCUAUUGAGAACAAGAAAAUCGACACAUCAGCCACUGCACUUAAGAGUCUAGCCUGGCGUCAGAUCUACUGCGACUUCAAAGGAAUAUUUUCUACUGAACGCGACAUCACGAGAAUGAGGGAGCAGUGGAGGAGAAUGAAGGCACAGGCCAGAGUCGAUAUCAACACCUUCGCCGAGAAGGUGAGGACAGUAGGUCUUCAGGAGGCGUCGAAAAAUCGACCGUCGGCUUUAUCCGUCGACGUCUGGCGUUUGCUCCAAAUUCUCAAGAAAAACGACAGCGAGCCGACGUCGGACGACAGCCAGGACGCAGAUCCCACGUCAAAUCUCCAGGAGAUCCUGGAUAAUCUAAGUUCAAAUCCCCUGGAAAAUUCUUUUGACUCGAUAAAACAGGAGUGCAACUCCGAAUUCAACGAUGAGGAUCCGUCCGUCCAGGGGUCAUUCGCGAGCUCACCACCACCGGAGAAAACCAGGGGAGUGAGAUUAUCCGACGAGGAGCCGAUGAAUCUCGCGCACCAGAAGAAAAUGCGACUCAGUGCGACGUGCUACGGGGAUGAGGACGAGGAGGAGCCGACGCUGAUGCCCGACGACCUGAAUGAUUCCGACAAGAGGGACUCGUCGUCCACUGACAUCAGUGCGGAGGAACGGAAUAUGAAGUUGAAGAUUCUGGGACUCGAGCUGGAGAGGGCUGAGCUGAAGAAGCAGACGGCGAUUUAUGAGCUGAGGACCUCGGAGAUCAGGAAGCAACUUGUGGAGAGUCAGGCCAUCGAUUAUUUCAGGUGAAUUUUUUAAAAAUUUUGAUUUAAAAAAAUAUGCAUUUCGAUUUCGAAUAAUUCAAUAAUUACUUAGAACUUAAUUAAUGCGUCUAAAUCUCUUUGAUUAAUGGAAUCUAAUUCCUUUAAUGUCCUGCGGACGUGGGGACAAAAUAAAGUAGCAAAAUUUAAUAUAGAUAUUUAUAAAUUUUAAUCCAAAACUACCGAUUCCGUAGAAAUACACA
Diachasmimorpha longicaudata is the source of this 1458-nucleotide messenger RNA. RefSeq lists its product as uncharacterized. The transcript is spliced from 2 exons. The record is from RefSeq and is a predicted model, not a curated record. Lineage: Eukaryota; Metazoa; Arthropoda; Insecta; Hymenoptera; Braconidae. Bases 351 to 1244 code for a protein of 297 amino acids.